AGAGUAACCAUUUUCAGUUUUUCGCACAUAUUUCAGUCGCUUUAACUAAAAAGGGAAAAUAUUUAGUUUGCAUCAGCCAAACACCAGAAAUUACCCGUUGCCGCCAAAAACCAACCACUGAGCUUAACCUUAGGAAGCAACAAUGAAAGAAAUCGUGACUAUUCAAGUUGGUGAUUUCGCCAACUUCGUUGGUUCUCACUUCUGGAACUUUCAGGAUGAGUUGCUUGGGUUGGCUGGGGAUCCCUCUGCUGAUUCGGUCUUCAAGAAUCAGGAUCUUAACAUGGAUGUGCUUUAUCGUUCUGGUGAGACACAGCAGGGCAUUCUUACAUAUACUCCUCGCCUAGUAUCAAUAAACUUGAGAGGAUCCCUUGGAUCUAUGAGUUCACGUGGUACAUUGUAUACAGAGAUUGCCCACACAAAACCGGAUGUUGUCACCUGGACUGGUAAAGUUUCCACCCAAGCCUCUGAACCUUAUAAAAAAAAUUUGUUCCUACGAAGACUUUAUGAAGAAGAGGAAAACUUGAAUAUGGUAAAUGAGAUCCAUGAUUCGAAUAAUGGUUCUCAGAGUGCGUAUCAGGAUAAGGAUAUAAUUGAGUGCCUAGAAAAUGGUGUACAGUGUUGGACAGACUACUCAAAAGUACAUUAUCACCCCCGGAGUCUCUAUGAAUUAAAUGGAGUUUGGGCAAAUGUUGAGGAAUUUGACAAUUAUGGAAUUGGAAGGGACUCCUUGGCUGCGCAAGGGGAAGAAAUUAGUGAUAGGCUUCGAUUUUUUGUUGAAGAGUGUGAUCAUAUACAGGGAUUUCAAUUUGUAGUUGAUGACUCUGGAGGUUUCUCUGCGGUGGCUGCUGAAUUUUUAGAGAAUAUUGUAGAUGAAUAUACGAAUAUUCCUGUCUUACUAUAUGCUGUGCAAGGUUCUGGUUCACGCCCAAAUCUUCAGAGCAAGAAGCAUACAAUCUUGGGGGAUCUUCAUGAUGCUGUAUCAUUUUCAAGACUGUCAUCCUACUGUAAACUUAUUGUGCCUGUUGGUCUGCCCUCCUUAAGUGAAAGCAAAGCUUCCAGAUUCCUCCACAUUGUAGAUGAAAAGCAUUACCACUCAAGUGCAGUUUAUGCUGCUGCACUACACUCAAUCAGUCUACCUUUUCGAAUGGUUCCAAAUGGGCCUACUGCAGAUGCAUGUUCUGUUUCUGGUGCUGUUGAUGUUCAUGAAGUCGUACAAAUGUUAUCAGGGCAAGGAAGACAGAAUAUGGUGUCAGUUCUGGAUGUUGCCAUGCCAGCACCAGCUUUAACUGGGGGACAGAAUGAACUGUCUCUGUUAGAGAAUAUGCAGCCGUUGACCCCACAAAUAGCAGAGGAUGUUGAAGACAUGCAGGCUAUUGAACACAUGACAGUCCAUGGAGCUCUUGCAUCAGAAGGUCAUCGCGCUUCAGUUGGAGAGGUAAAGGAUACAGUUGAUGCUGCUUUUCGAUGUGCCAAUACAAGGCCAAUGUUCUGCCAUCUAUCUGUUGCUCUUUGUCCCCUACCUAUUCCCUUGCCUUUUCCAUUAAUCUUUGGGAACCAUGUUGGCCAGCACGGUGAAUUGAUGGGUGGUCAAAUUACUAAUUCUUCACCAAAAGGAUCCCUUGACAUCCAUUCCAUUCCCAUGGCUGCCAGAUUACGUUCCAGUAGUGUUGUGUUACCAUUUUUGGAGAGUAAAUUGCGAAAUCUUAACCGGUUUGGGAUUGCACGAGGAGCAGCCGGGGCAGAGAUACUUAGGAGUUGGGGCUUUGGCAGGGAAGAAUUGGUGGAAAUGGAAGAGAUGUUGUCUAAAAUGGUUGUGGCACUGCGUCCUCCUCAUUUGUCAUCGGAUUCAGAUUAGAAUAUAAAUGUUCUUCCCAAAAAGAAAACAAAUCAGGAAAUAUUUGUAAGGUUACUAAUAGUUAACAAAUUUGCUGUACUGCGCUGGCUGUUAAUGCCUUUUGGCAUCGUUUGUGUUUCAGGCAUUUUGUUUGAGAUAGUUGAUUUUUUUUUUCUAUACAGGUAAAGAAAUGUUAAUAAAAAUGACAUGGUUUCUUUGGGACAAAACUUAUGCAUAAUACUAUAUAU
Messenger RNA from Cajanus cajan (pigeon pea), 2082 nucleotides. Its product is annotated as plasma membrane, autoregulation-binding site, misato segment II, myosin-like, tubulin/FtsZ protein. Gene Ontology annotation, biological process: mitochondrion organization. NCBI's taxonomy places the organism in Eukaryota, Viridiplantae, Streptophyta, Magnoliopsida, Fabales, Fabaceae. The record is from RefSeq and is a predicted model, not a curated record. Gene Ontology annotation, cellular component: cytoplasm.